GAGGUGCUUGUGAUCGAAAAAGAGGAUGAGGUCGGAGGUUUGGCUCGUUCCGUGACCGAUCGUCGAGGAUUCACUUGGGAUCUUGGAGUGCAUGUCACAGGUUAUUCGAAGUAUCAGAAAUUUACAAAUGUAAUCAAUCGCGCUGUAAGUCAUUGGAAUAAUGUACCGAGAUGUGUCAAGGCUUAUAUGAGACAUAUCGUCGAAGAUGACGACAAUGUAGAGAUCAACUAUGUCCCAUACCCGGUGCAAGACUCGAUACCGUAUUUCCCUGAAGAGAUCAAGCUACAAUGUCUGGAGGAGAUCUCAUCUGCUUCGACAGCAAAAGAAUCAGCAAAGAACUUUGACGAGUUUACGUUGCAUACUUUUGGCCCGACUCUUCAAGAAAUAUUUAUUAGACCUUAUAAUGAGAAGGUGUGGACUGUGCCAUUGUCGGAAAUGAAUUGUGUUUGGGUAGAAAACCGAGUGCCUCGCACUUGUAUCGACGAUCUCAAGAGGCGAUGCCGUCUCACUAGAGAAGAACUGGAUGCUGAGGAAGAAUCGAAGACCAAAUCGAUGUUCAGGUAUCCCACCGAUCUUCGAGGAAUUGGGGAGCUAUGGAGAACUAUCGCUUCAGAAAUGCCAGAGCAAUGGUUUCGCCUUGGAGACCCUGUCGUAGGGAUAGAUCCAAAGAGAAAAGAG
Molecule: messenger RNA, 678 nt
Organism: Cylicostephanus goldi
Lineage: Eukaryota; Metazoa; Nematoda; Chromadorea; Rhabditida; Strongylidae
Source: the annotation of a GenBank genome assembly